AUGUCGAUGGAGGCGGCAGCCGCCGUACGCAAAGCGCGUAUCCAUGCGCUACGGUCGCUACGCGAAGCAGAGGAGGCGGGAGACCAGGCUGCCAUCGCCGCCAAUGCCUUUGGCGCGGUGGUAAAGCAAUCCUUUCGGCAGAGCGAGCCACCAGCGUCGUUGGUAUCGACACACAAGCCGCCUGAAACCGUAGAGAAGGAAGUGGAUGGCUUGCAAGAGCGUGUGAUUGAAAAUGACCGAGCGAAACAGGCCGAGGAUCUGGAUUUGAUGAACAUAGCGCCACGGAAGCCCAAUUGGGACCUGCGUCGUGACUUGGAGCAGCGUCUCCAGCAGCUCGACGCACGCACCAAGGCGGCGAUUCACACAUUGAUUGGUACGUACAUCUUGUCUUCUCACACGUAG
Malassezia pachydermatis is the source of this 402-nucleotide messenger RNA. RefSeq lists its product as hypothetical. The record is from RefSeq and is a predicted model, not a curated record. Bases 1 to 402 code for a protein of 133 amino acids. The transcript has a single exon. NCBI's taxonomy places the organism in Eukaryota, Fungi, Basidiomycota, Malasseziomycetes, Malasseziales, Malasseziaceae. Gene Ontology annotation, cellular component: U2-type spliceosomal complex; post-mRNA release spliceosomal complex.